AUGCUCGCCCUCGCCCUCCUCUCAGCCCUAUUCGGCCUCACGGUCUUCGCCGAACUAAUAGACAUCCAAUUCCCGCACAUGCUCCUCCCUCUCAAAGAAGCUCAGCCAAACAUCGCUUUCAAAACCCAGCCCGACGCCACCGUCAGCCUCAACAGCCAAACUGGAGACGAACAAUGGACAGCCGUCAACUUCGACGUUCCCGACCACGGCAACACGCACUGCCACGUAAACUUCCACCUCAACACGAACAAGCUCAAGAGCGCGCCCGUCGGCCUCAAAGGCCAAGCCCCCUUCGCCAUCAACAUUUCCCGUAUCGAGCCCACGCUCGUCAACGGCGGUACUACUUGGAACACCAAGCCGGCUACUAUUGAGCACGUUGCGAUCUUUAUUUUGGACAAGGAUCUGGGUACCAGUGAGAUAUUUGGCAAGUGGUUCGACUGUCCGAAGGGUGUGGCGCAGUUUAUCAUUCAUCCUGCUGGUGCGAGGGAUUUGGAGGCGUACUGGUAUGAGCUCGACUACACCAUGGCUGAUGGGGGGCCGCAUGGUAUCACCCUUGAGAUGUUCGCGUAA
Messenger RNA from Pyrenophora tritici-repentis Pt-1C-BFP, 570 nucleotides. Its product is annotated as But2 multi-domain protein. NCBI's taxonomy places the organism in Eukaryota, Fungi, Ascomycota, Dothideomycetes, Pleosporales, Pleosporaceae. The record is from RefSeq and is a predicted model, not a curated record.